Messenger RNA from Solanum pennellii, 1412 nucleotides. Its product is annotated as histidine decarboxylase-like. Gene Ontology annotation, biological process: carboxylic acid metabolic process. Gene Ontology annotation, molecular function: pyridoxal phosphate binding; carboxy-lyase activity. Bases 68 to 1402 code for a protein of 444 amino acids. The record is from RefSeq and is a predicted model, not a curated record. The transcript has 7 exons. Lineage: Eukaryota; Viridiplantae; Streptophyta; Magnoliopsida; Solanales; Solanaceae.
AAUAACCACAAAAAUUUCAUCUCCAUUUUGAUUCCCAUAAGUUAUACACACAUCUUUAGCUCUAAGAAUGGAAAUUCAAAAGGAGUUUGAUUUGAUGGCAGUCUCAACCAAAGGUGAUGACACACCAUUGAUAUUGAGGAAGAAUUUGUGUCUCAAUGUGGUGGAACCUAAUAUUAAAAAUGAAAUAUCUUCACAAAAAUUGGACAUAAUUUUGACUCAAUUUAUGGAGAUACUGUCCAAGCGGAAAAAGUAUCAUAUUGGUUAUCCAAUCAACAUGUGUUACGAACAUCAAGCUAUUUUAGCAUCACUUGUGCAAUUUUCGUUGAACAAUUGUGGAGAUCCCUUCACUCAAAGCCCUACAGAUUUUCAUUCAAAAGAUUUUGAAGUGGCUGUUUUAGAUUGGUUUGCACAACUCUGGGAAAUAGAGAAAGAUGAAUAUUGGGGAUACAUUACUAGUGGUGGCACUGAGGCCAAUCUCCAUGGCCUUUUGGUUGGAAGAGAGCUACUUCCAAGUGGGAUAUUAUAUGCAUCAAAAGAUUCACAUUACUCUAUUUUUAAAGCAGCAACAAGAUUGUAUCGAAUGGAGCUACAAACUAUCAACACUUUAGUUAAUGGGGAAAUUGAUUAUGAAGAUUUACAAUCAAAGUUACUUGUCAACAAGAACAAACCAGCUAUCAUCAAUAUCAAUAUUGGAACAACCUUCAAAGGAGCUAUUGAUGACCUUGAUUUCGUCAUACAAACACUUGAAAAUUGUGGAUAUUCCAGUGAUAGAUAUUACAUCCAUUGCGAUGCAGCCUUGAGUGGCUUAAUUCUCCCCUUUAUCAAACAUGCAAAAAAAAUUACCUUCAAGAAACCAAUUGGAAGUAUUUCAAUUUCAGGGCACAAAUUCUUGGGAUGUCCAAUGCCUUGUGGCAUUCAGAUAACAAGGAAAAGUUAUGUUAGCACCCUCUCAAAAAUUGAGUAUAUUGCCUCAAUAGACACAACAAUUUGUGGUAGUCGAAAUGGAUUGACACCAAUAUUCUUAUGGUACUGUUUAAACAUGAAAGGACAUGCCGGAUUGCAACAAGAUUCCAUAACAUGCAUUGAGAACGCUCGAUAUUUGAAAGAUAAACUUGUUAAAGCAGGAAUUGGUGCUAUGCUCAAUGAAUUUAGCAUUAUCGUUGUUUUUGAACGACCUUGUGAUCAUAAAUUCAUUCUCCGUUGGCAACUGUGUUACUUAAGUGGCUUGGCACAUGUUGUGGUUAUGCCAGGUAUCACAAGAGAAACGAUAGAUAGUUUCUUCAAUGAACUAAUGCAAGAGAGGAAGAGGUGGUUUCAGGAUGGAAAAACUCGGCCUCCUUGUCUAGCAGAUGAGUUUGGCUCUCAAAAUUGUAUGUGCUCCAAUAACAAGAUGCAUAACUAAACUCCUUGGA